UUUCCCCUUCACAGAUUUUCUUGAAAAUCCGCCGCUAGCCCUUUUUGGGGUUUUCAAUAUCUUGUUUUGAGUAUGGAAAACCAGUUUAGAAACCCAUUUUUGGAUCAAAGGUUUAUGGUAUUUCUUUUGAUCUUCUUCUCUCUCACUUGCUCCUUCUCACCUUCCUAUGGAUAUGACUCAUUGGACCCUUAUGCUAACAUUACUAUCACUUGGGAUUUCUUGGUAGAGAAUGGGGAUACUUAUGAUGUGAGGGUUUCAUUGUACAAUUUCCAACUGUUUCGCCAUGUGGAGCUGCCUGGUUGGAAACUUGGCUGGUCAUGGAAAGGUGAGGAGGUUAUAUGGGGUAUGUGGGGAGCAGAAGCUACUCAGCAAGGAAAUUGCUCCAAAUACAUAGGCAGAGAGCUUCCUCACUGUUGUGAGAAGGAGCCUGUGAUUGUUGAUCUCAUGCCUGGAGCUCCUUAUAAGUUGCAGGUGGCCAAUUGUUGCAAAGGAGGUGUGCUAUCUUCCAUGAGACAAGAGUCUGCCAACUAUGGAGCUGCCUUCCAAAUGAAUGUUGGGAAGUCUUCUGGGAAGGAUGUAGAUAGCAAAAUGCCUGCAAAUUUCACACUGGGGCUUGCUGGAUAUACUUGUAGUGAACCAUUCCAAGUCUCUCCAACCAAGUUCAGUAAGGAUGGUGGUCGCCGGUGGACACAAGUUCUAGAAACAUGGAAUGUGACCUGUGUUUACUCCCAAUUUCGAUCAUCACCAACACCGAGGUGCUGCGUUUCAGUGUCAUCCUUCUACAACAGCACCAUUGUCCCUUGCCCUCAGUGCAGCUGUGGUUGCCAAGGGCUGAAGGGAACAAAAUGUGUCGAGUCAGGUGAAACUCCUUCAGUGUUGCAACUUCCACACGAACAUUACACUGCUGAAGUAGAACCACUGGUGAGGUGUUCACAGCACAUGUGCCCAAUAAGGGUACAUUGGCAUGUGAAACAGAGUUAUACACGGUAUUGGAGGGUAAAGAUAACAAUCACAAGUCUAAAUUUUGCUAAGAAUUACUCUGAAUGGAACUUAGUAGUGAUGCAUCCCAAUUUGCGGAAUAUUACUCAAGUUUUCAGCUUCAACUACAGCCCCCUCAAUCAGUAUGGUAACGUCAAUGACACUGGGAUGUUUUGGGGAAUACACUUCUACAAUGACUUGUUACUCACAUCAGGAGAGAGAGGAAAUGUCCAAACAGAAAUUCUUCUCCAAAAAGAUUCAGAAAUUUUCACUUUUAGAGAAGGAUGGGCAUUCCCGAGAAGAAUUUUGUUCAAUGGAGAUGAAUGUGUAAUGCCACCUCCAGACCAAUAUCCAAGGCUCCCAAAUAAAGCUCACAAGGCCAUGGCAGCCUCAUUCAUAGUUUUCUUCUUGUUUCUCUCUGUAUCAUUAUAACAGAGGAAAUUCAGGAGAUGGCAAUGCAGUACACAAGUUACAAGCAGUAAGUAGUAUAGCACACUUUUGAGUUUUAUUUACAUAUGGCUCUGAUGAUGAGAAUAUUAGUUGAGAUGAUGAGCCUUUUUCAUACCCUUUUAUUAUCAUUGUUUCUAGACUUGAUUCUUCAAACUUUGAAAGCCAACCAAAUGCUAA
Benincasa hispida (wax gourd) is the source of this 1605-nucleotide messenger RNA. It is a transcript of the gene COBL6, whose product is annotated as COBRA-like protein 6 precursor. NCBI's taxonomy places the organism in Eukaryota, Viridiplantae, Streptophyta, Magnoliopsida, Cucurbitales, Cucurbitaceae. The record is from RefSeq and is a predicted model, not a curated record. Gene Ontology annotation, biological process: cellulose microfibril organization; plant-type cell wall cellulose biosynthetic process. Gene Ontology annotation, cellular component: plasma membrane.